CAGAAACACCAAACAUUGUGUCAAUAUAUCCACUGAAUCAAAGUCAAAUGAUGGAGGAACAAGUACACAUAGUGCCUUACAAUAAAGAAACAAGAACACAGUACUGGUUACGGUGUGACAUCAUAAAUGUUGCUCCUGUUCAACAUCUGACUGUGAGAUGGUACAAAAAUAAUAAAACCAUCCAGACAGAGUCUUUCAAUGACACAACAACUAAAACACUGGUAAAUGAGUCCUCGAUUCUGAGAAUCGACAUCAGCAGAGAAGAAAAAGCCACUGAGUUCAGAUGUGAAGCUGAGCUGGACUUUGGACCACAUGGACUAAAACUUCCUGCCAUUUCUCAAACACACAGAGUUUCAGCCCACUAUGCUCCUGAGAUCAACACAAGUUGUACUGUUGACAUCUCACCACUUGAGGGCACUAACAUCACAUUGAGCUGUGAAGCUGAAGGAAACCCCUCUCCUGUGUAUAACUGGACUUGUGAUGGGGAGAAUAUGCUGGAGAACACAAACAGUCUCAAUAUUAUUCGAAUCAAUCGCAACAAAACCUGCACCUGCACAGCUGCCAAUUAUCUGGGAAACAUAACUAAGACAAUCAAUGUUCAUAUCACACCAAGAGGUUGUCCUCUAACUCUGGCACCCUCUGAAAUGGUUGUGAGAUUUGGAGAUCCAGUUUCAAUCAACUGCAGCACAUCAGCCACAGAUGUUGCUGAAAUGGCCUGGGUGACUCCUGCUGGAGACAAAGAAUUUAAACCUGGUUCUGAUGUCACUUGGAUGGUUAAAAACCUGAAAUGGUGGACUCCAAGUCCUUUCUGUAGCAUCACUCUAAAUGACAAUUUUCAGUGUUCUGUGAGCCCAGUCAUCAUUGUUUAUAAAACCCCAGAGACCGUGUCAAUCUCUGAAAUAAAUCAUGGUCUGAUGUUGAAGCACAAAGAGGACAAGAAGUACACCAAGACACAAUACAAACUGCAGUGUGACAUCAUCAAUGUUGCUCCUGUUCAGUAUCUCACUAUUACUUGGUAUAAAAACAAUAAAAUCAUCAAGACAGAAUCUUUCAGUAACACAGCCAAAACACCAGUAAAUGAGUCCUCUAUUCUGAGAGUCAACAUCAGCAAAGAAGAAAAAGUCGUUGAGCUCAGAUGUGAGGCCAAGCUGGACUUUGGACCACGUGGACCAAAAUUUCCCGCUAUUUCUCAAACACACAAUGUUUCAGCCCACUAUGCUCCAAAGGUAAACACAAAAGAUAGUAAUCAUGACUAUCUACUUGAAGGUUCUAAUAUCACCUUGAGCUGUGAAGCUGAAGGAAACCCUCCUUCUGUCUAUAACUGGACUUGUGAUGGGGAGAAUAUGUUAGCGAACACAAACAGUCUCAAUAUAACUCGAGUAAAUCGCAGUAAAACCUGCACCUGCACAGCUGCCAAUUAUCUGGGAAGCGUAACCAAGACGAUCAAUGUUCAUGUUGAACCAAGAGGUAAAACCAAUAAAAUCACUUUUGCAGUCAUUUGGGCUUUGCCAUUUGUAGCAGCCAUCAUCAUCUCCAUCUUCAUUGUGUUCUACUGUCGCAAUCAGUGGAAAAAACAUGGACAUUAUAGUUUUGUUUCUGACAAAGAUAUCCCUUUGACACAAACUAAUGGAAACAAAUAAGAUAUCUGCUGCUUUCUGUAAAUCGAAGCAAAAACUUAAUUUUAUGUGCUACCUAAUUAUUUUUCUUUCAUUAAAAAAGAAGUUCUACACCCAUUUGUAUAAAAAACUCCAAGCUUCACAUUCCUGGAAAUGUGGGCCCACCCACUUCAACAAUGGAUCCAUGCUGAUGGGCUUUUAAAAAAAGUUUUAUUUUCUAUUACUU
Molecule: messenger RNA, 1842 nt
Organism: Haplochromis burtoni (Burton's mouthbrooder)
Lineage: Eukaryota; Metazoa; Chordata; Actinopteri; Cichliformes; Cichlidae
Product: B-cell receptor CD22
Exons: 6
Coding region: 48-1640 (530 amino acids)
Biological process (GO): cell adhesion
Molecular function (GO): integrin binding
Source: RefSeq, a predicted model, not a curated record